Molecule: messenger RNA, 4642 nt
Organism: Lates calcarifer (barramundi perch)
Lineage: Eukaryota; Metazoa; Chordata; Actinopteri; Centropomidae
Gene: rbm6
Product: RNA-binding protein 6
Exons: 23
Coding region: 179-4147 (1322 amino acids)
Biological process (GO): mRNA splicing, via spliceosome
Cellular component (GO): nucleus
Molecular function (GO): RNA binding
Source: RefSeq, a predicted model, not a curated record
AGAAGCUUCGACUCCGCUGCAGCAACAGAAGAAGAAGAAGAAGAAGAAGACGAAGACGACGAAGGUCCGUCUCCAUUUUUCAUCAGUUUGUUGAAGCCAUCGACGACCUAGGCGACAACUCUCCGCAGUAUCGAUACUGAGAACGAAGAACAAGCGAGAUUAAAGACAGACUGCAGGCAUGUGGGAUGGGCCAGGGCAAGGACCACGGGGAGGACCACCCUUUCGUGGUGAUCCUCGUGGAGAAAUGUUUGGGGGCAGAGAUCGUCCCAUGCCUGAUUACAGAGGCAGAGAUGGGAUGAACAUGGGUUCCAUGGGUCAUAUGGGCCCAAGACCUCUAGAUCUACCUCCUAUGGAUAUGAGGAGGAUGGAUGGGCCACCCAUGAGGGGGCGUGAUAUGGACCCACGUGAUAUGCGAGGUAGAGAGCCAACCAGAGAUUUCUUCAGACCUGGAGAAGAGCCAGACUUCAACCUUAGAAGGCAGUAUGAAAUUUCCAUCAGAGACAAACUGAUGAAUUCCUCUGGUUUUCCGGGACAAGGCAGGAACUCAGUAGAAAUGGGAGGGAGGGGUAUGCCACCACGGGAACCAAACAGCAAGUUUAUGGACAUGGGGGACAGAGAGUCAUUUCAUUACAACGUGCCUCGGUUUAACAAUCCUAACAUGGAUGGAAGAAGAGGGUUUCCUGCGGACCGAAUGGAGCGAAAUGAUGGAUUUAGGGACAUGCGAGACCGGCCCCCGAUGGGCAUGGGCGACAGCAAUCGCUAUGAUAUGGACUUACCUCCGCGUGACAGGAGAAUGAUGGACACUGACAGAAGGGGAGGGCCACCUUUCAAUCCAAGAGGUAGAUUUGAUUCCGAUAUGGAUUUCAGGAAUCGCCCUGGACCAUCAUCUGACUUUAGAGGUAGAGACCGAUCACCCUUAAGAUUUGGAAACAGUGAUGUCCCUCCAGUGGACAGGGCGAGGUCAGACAUACCUCCAGAUGUCGGUGGCCCUCAAAGAUCAGAGUUUAUGGGUGCAGAAAACACACUCAGAGAGAGAGAUUAUCCAGGUUCAAGUGGCAGUCCCCUAAUGGACUAUCGGAGUGGUGAAGAGAUGACUCUUGCAGAAGAAUGGAAGAACCGUCGAAAGGACAAAAACCCUUUCUUAAACAUGGGGAAAGGAAUGGGAGGUGUUCCUGAACCUGGCUUCCCUGUAGGUUUUGGCCGAGAUGUGAAUGUUAGAGAUACGCCACCGUUUCAGGAAAGGGAUCGGCCACCAGUUGAAUUCCCAAGGAAAGAUGUUGGCUUUCCUCAUGGUGACCGCUUUCCCACUAUUGACCUACCCCCAAUUGGCAGCAAAGGUCCACAGGACCAUCCACCUCCAGAAAUAAAUCCCCUUACUGGUCCUCUCGGUAGAGAGAAUGAGACUAAACACUGGCUUGGAGAAAGGGACCCGAAGCAUAGUCAGAAUAAGCCGCAUUGUGACGAAAGGCCCCCCUACCAUCAAGAGAAGAACCAGCCUGCACAUGAGCCAAAUGAUUGUUUUAAAGGGAUGAAAGAUAUCCCGCACAGUCAGGGACCUGCCAGGGGUAAGAUGGGGGUGGAACGUGAUUUCCAAAGCAGCAGCACUGUACAGGCGAAAGACCAAGACUACAGGGACAUUGAUUACAGAACAGGGUCUGGGAGGGCUUUUGAUUACAAACACGAGGAACUACGGGCACCAGAGAAACUCAUCAAAGACUCCAAACCAAUCACACCUUCAAAGUUUAGUGAGUCUGGUUCUCAGGAUCAAGACUACAGGAGUGCAUCAGUGGAGGAUAAAGUUUCCAAUACAGUAUCCAUAAUUGGUAUUCCAAAGACUGCCACAAUGGAGCAGAUUCUUGGUGCCUUUGCAGUCCGUGAUGGUGUGCCAGUGCAGGGGAUGAAAAUCAAAAAUGUUGUGCCAGGUUACAGCUACGAUACGGCCUAUGUGGAGUUUUUAAACCUCGAGGAUGCAGUCUACUUCAUGGAGUCCAACAAGGGAUCCCUAAAGGUUGGCACUAGAACAGCUACCAUGAAAUUCAUCCAGCCAGAGGACUGUGAAAGAGGUGUUCAUGAAUCAGAUCACAAAGUACCUCAACUCCAGGAUCCCCAGUUGCCCAGACCAGAUGGACCUUCAGAAGAGUUGAAGACAAACCAGAAUGGAUCCAAACCAAAGGGUCCUCUGGAGCCAAUGUCCCACAGCCUGUUGCAGCGUAGCUCUGACCUGACUCCAGAGGCAUGGCAGCAGCAGGUGGACCAACAGCUCCAACAGCAAGAGGCUGAGCAGCAGGCGGAGUCUUGGGGCAACCGCAACCCUCCUCAUCACAGCUCACACCAAUCUGACUCAGUCUUUAAAGACAGUAAAACCAUGAUUAUAAAGAAUGUGAAGCCCACCACCACAGUAGAGACUAUCCUGAAAGCCCUGGAUCCCUUUGCAUAUCUGGAUGAGAGAAAUGUCCGGCUGGUCAAGGCCAAGCCACCCGGAGCAAAAUGCUUCUGCUUUGUUGACAUGGACUCCCAUGAGCAAGUGACACGUCUGGUUGAGCUCCUCACUAAACCCAGACCCCUUUAUAUUGAUGGAGUCAGAGUUUAUGCUGAGGUUGCAAAACCCCUGAAGAACCAAAAUUUCAGAAGAGAUUUUGAUAAACCAAACAGUUCUAUCCUUGGGUAUCCACCUGAGGCCAGUAUGAUGGUGCAACCGCAGUACCCACAACCUCCGCAGUACUUGCAGCCUCUGCAGCCACCUGCUGUUGCUCCUGCUGGAAUGCCAGGUGAUUUGUUGACUGGCUCUAAUCCCUCUUUGUCAUCAGACCCCACCAUUAGCCAGGGAGUUGGCUACUGUGAGACUCCAACUGUGGAUCCUUCAUUCCACGCUGGUGGACCUCAUGUGCCCGCAGAAUCAGCUGGGAUGACCGCCGCCGUAGACGCAUCACAGGCCUAUAUCUAUGGCUCUGAGACUCCAGACAUGACCAACUACUUGUAUGAUGCCACGUCAGGCUUCUACUACGAUCCUGAGACAACACUGUACUACGACCCUAACUCUAGGUAUUUCUACAAUGCUCAAACCCAGGAGUACAUGUACUGGGACACAGUGUCAAAGACCUACAUCCCAGUUCCAGGAGGGAACUCUGCAGAGACCCAGCCUAUGGCCAUGACGGCUGAAGACCAGGCCAUUCUUUCUAACCCAGCAGCAGAUGCUCCCCUGGAGAUGAAGAAACCAUCACUGCCUCCCCACCCUGCAGCAGUUGCGGCCGGGGCUCACAUGUCUGCUGCAGAGCCUACUUCCACCACAACUCCGGAGAAGAAAGAAGAUGACGACUCCACUAAAAAGGACAAAGAGAAGGAUAUCAAAGAGGAGAAGCCGAGAAGUCUUGCUGCCGUCAAGAUCAUGAAAGAUAUGGAGCGCUGGGCAAAGAUCCAGAAUCGUCAAAAGGAAAGUGUCCGUGCCCCGUCACCGGUGCUGAAGAGUGGAAUGGACGAUGAUAAGAGGCAGUCUAAGUCGGCUGACGCUGGUUUCGCUAUCUUUGAGAGGAAGAUCUCAGGUGGAGAUGAUCUUUUUAAGAAGCCCCUCGCUCCCCCAAAGAAAGAUGAGAAGUCAAAGCGUCCAAUGGGCUCCCUGGGUCUGCUGGCAUCAGACUAUGCAGCUGGAAGUGAUGAGGAGGUGGAGGAGGAUAAGGAGGAGGCAGCUAAAAGCAGUCAAGGCAGCCACUCUGAAGACAAGGACGACAAACUGACAGACUGGAAGAAAAUGGCCUGUCUGCUGUGUAGGAGACAGUUCCCCAACAAGGACGCUCUGAUACGCCACCAGCAGCUUUCCGACCUGCAUAAACAAAAUAUGGAGAUCCACCUCAAGAUCAAGAGGUCAAAGAAGGAGUUAGAGGCACUAGAGAACCAGGAAAAAGAACUCAAUGCUAGAGAAGCUUCCAGAUCACCAGAACAGAAAAGAAGAAAACACCAUCACCAACAGCCGCAGCACCACAAUUCCUGGGCUGGAAGUUCCAGGGAGAUGAAUAAAGUCAGUGAGAGGCCUGGUUUAGGGGCUGAACCUGUCCCGCAGAGGAAAAAGAAAGAGCCUGUGGUUUGGGACCAUGCCACCUACAAACAAGCAGUACGCAAGGCCAUGUUCGCACGGUUCAAGGAACUAGAGUGAUCUCAUCUGAACACAUCCUCACUUUGAUAUGUGAAGUGUUUAAAGACAUGCUUGUCCACCUUGGCAUGAGAAAUCCCUUUGACUGUCGUUACUGUUUCUCUGCCUUGGACAUUAUGAACACUGCAGAGCCACAGUUGUCUACACUGAGAUGACGUGACUAAUUAUGUGCCCCAACACCACGUUACAUGGGUACAGUGGAGCUUAAAAAAAGAUCCAAAACAAGAACUAUUUGACAUCCUUAGAGAUGGCUGUACAGAAAUUGUUAAUUCAUGCUGUUAAUUUGAGUAUUUUCAUUUUAUGUGGCCUGUAUGUGGAAUUGUAAAAUGUGUCCAGACUGUCUUUUUUUUUUUUUUUUUUUUAAAUGAAGGUAUCACACUGGCCACAGUCACAUUUUGUUUUAAAACGGAACGAUUUUUACAUUUUCAUUUCCAUGGGUUGGAAUUGCUCUUAUAUGUGCAUAUUUUUUAAGUAAAAACUAAAUAUUAUGGAUAACCA